Molecule: messenger RNA, 740 nt
Organism: Pseudonaja textilis
Lineage: Eukaryota; Metazoa; Chordata; Lepidosauria; Squamata; Elapidae
Source: RefSeq, a predicted model, not a curated record
ACCACUAAAAAUGACACCCAUGUCCUUUUGGGAGAAUUGGGUCCAUGCAGUUCUUCAGACAAGCAGACAUGCCUUAAGUCAGUAGUGCUACUAACAGAUCAAAGGAAGAAUAUUGUAGUUUUCAAAUCAGAUGGCAGUAUAUUACUGAAUGAAAUGGAGAUUCAUUUGCCAUACAGAACAGGUAGUUUCUCCAUUUACCAGCCAUCAUCAUUCUACACUAUUGUGCACACAAAUUAUGGGUUAAAAAUGCAGAUCCAGCUGUCCCCAGUGAUGCAACUGUUUCUCAUUAUGGAGGAUUUUGCCAAGGGAACUCUCCAAGGACUUUGCGGAGAUUACAAUGGAGUAGAAAGUGAUGAUUUAAAAGCAUCAGGUGGAGUGGUUGAAGCAACAGGAGCUUCCUUUGCCAACUCCUGGAAAGCACAAGCUAGCUGUAGUGAUAUGGAAGAUAAGUUGGAACACCCUUGCUCUCUGAGUCUUGAGAAUGACAAAGAAGUAACUUCUUGUCCAGCCAACCAAGUUUUCCACUACAAUCUAACCACAUGCCAACAGUCCUGCCGUUCUCUUUCUGAUGGAGAUAAGUACUGCUUGAAAGGUUUCACUGCGGUCGAUGGCUGUGGCUGCCCAGACAAUACCUAUGUGAAUGAGAAAGGCAUCUGUGUGUCUAUGUCUGAUUGCUCCUGUUAUUAUAAAGGCUUAUAUACACAACCCAGAGAUUCUAUCAUGAAGGACGACAAGCGCUG